Messenger RNA from Diplodia corticola, 3027 nucleotides. Its product is annotated as conserved serine-threonine rich protein. The record is from RefSeq and is a predicted model, not a curated record. The transcript has a single exon. NCBI's taxonomy places the organism in Eukaryota, Fungi, Ascomycota, Dothideomycetes, Botryosphaeriales, Botryosphaeriaceae. Bases 1 to 3027 code for a protein of 1008 amino acids.
AUGCUGGCUCAUAGCAUCAAUCGAGGCGUUUCCAAGCGCCCUCUGCCGCGUGUCCAGCUCCCAUCCGUUCUCGCGCGCAGCGUCAGCAACUGGGGCCGCCGCGGCUGGCCGCGAUGGAGGGACGAGGCCGACGAGGAGUGGAGGCAGUUCCAACUUAAGAUGGAUGCCUUCCACAAGCAGAUCGAGGCUGAUCCCUACGAGGCCAUUUUCGGUCGUUCUAACGAGAUACUUCGCGGCAUUCGCCGCUCUCCGCCCGCCGACCCUUCCCCAACCAAGGCGGUCCCCAUCUCCACCGAAUCCGAGACGAAGCCCACUGCGAACCACCAACCCGCGGUUGAGCUGUCGUACGAUCCUAUCACCGGCCGAAUGGCCCCAAAGUACGGCGCUCCUGAGAGCCCAGCUGUUGAAGAUCCGUCGAUACAUUACUCUCAAAGCCAUCACGAUCCCCGUGACGACUCUUUGUCCGCCUACGACAAGAAGCCGAGCAGCACACCAGCACAGUCGAGCGACUGGCUUGCUCAGGAGCGCCUCAAUCAAACUCGGGCCAAUACAGCCGAACAGGAUCAGUUGCGGGAAAGUUUAGCCAAGUAUGACAACGACCUACGUGAGCAGCCUCAGAGGCCGCCAGCACCACCAUCCGAAUGGCUCGUCCAGGAAGAUCACCACAAGAGCACUCCUCGCAAACUGAAUCUUCCGGCAGAUGACAUCGAUCUGCUAACUGCUACCGAUGUAAGAGCUCGUAUGGGCAUUCGCAAGAACCCCAACCACGAGACUGCUGAGCAGAAGCAAACGAGGCGUGUUCAACUGGAACGUGACUUCAAUUCGAUCCAAGCACAAGAUCCAACACCUCGAGUUCAAGAAACCUUGUACAAAGUUCAAGAAGCCUGGGAGAUUUUUGAUAGGCGCAGGCGUCUUGCAGACGAAUACGCUAAGGCUGAGAAGGCGGUGAAGACAUCCGAACAGGAGCUAUCAGACAUUCUGGAAACAUCUCUAUCCUGUGCUGCAAGGAAGACCCCGGACGACGGAUACUCGCACGUCCCAACUGGUCUGCAGACAUCUUUCGAAAGAGAGAAAGCUUCCGGUCGUGACCUCGCUACUGAUAUCCAAACCAGAGCCAAGCCGGUGCAAUAUGACGACGGUUACUCUCGUACGCCAAUGGGCUUGCAGACAUCUUUUGAGAUGGAACAAGCCGCUGGACGUUCCCUUUCUGAGGACAUCCAGGCAAGGACGGAGCCCCGGAAUCACGUCGUCGACGACGGCUAUUCCAGAGAACCCAUGGGUCUCGAGACGUCUUUUGAGAGAGAGAAGGCUUUAGGUCACUCGCUUGCCGAUGAGAUCCACGCCAAGACAGACCCGAAGCAGUAUAUCGCUGAUGACGGUUACUCGAGGGAACCUACUGGUCUGGAGACUUCAUACCAGCGGGAAUUGGACUCUGGCCGAAGUCUGGAACAAGAAAUCCAGGCUCGGGACGAUGCUUGCCUCACUUCACCGGACGAUGGGUACUCGCAUGAACCCACCGGCCUCCAGUCUUCGUUCGCUCACGAGCUUGAAGCUGUGAGGAAUGGGGUGAAACAAUCACUUGAAGAGGAGCUCAGCAAGAUGUCUCUGGGCGCAGCCUCAUAUUCGGACGUGUGCUCUCCGAAGGCGCCAGACAGCUCGAUUGGCUCAGCCACAGCGCCCCCGAGGUCAGUCGAACAACGAAGAAAGCAAGGAGCAGCUCCGGACGAGCUCAAAGAUUGGUAUGGAUAUUCGCUGAAACCGCUAGGACUACAGACGUCGUAUGAGCGAGAGAUCGAGGCCUGCCAGAAUGGCCAACGUAAAUCUCUAGAAGAGGAGCUCCAGGAACAGGCUUUAGGUGUGGCGCACGGUGCUUCGGAGUUUGAUGGACAAGGAUUCUCCCGGAAACCGACCGGUCUUGAGACGUCGUUCCAGCGAGAACUGGACGCAUGUGCGAAUGGUAAGAGAAAGUCCCUUGGGGAGGAAUUGGCUCUUCCGGUCGACGGUGGUGCUGUUGAGACGAUGAGCACGAAAGAGGAAGCCGCCAAACUCGAGGCAGCACGAGAGCAACGUCUGCAUGACAUUGCUCUUGUUCGUGAAGUGCGCGAGAUCUACGAAAAGUACUAUGGCAAAAUCACUACUACUCACCGCCAAGCAGAGGGUGCUUCAGUUGCACCUGAAACUUUUGAAGUUUCGAGCACCGAGGACACAGGGCGUAUAGACGAAGCAGUGCACAAGAGCCUCUCUUCCUACGACGAGAAGCACCCGGGCUCUUACAACUUCACGCCUGACAACCUCGAGACCGAACUCUCCACCCGGGGCCCCGCUUCCUCACAACCCUCUGAAAGUCAGACGCCAGGAGCCUCCGCAAUCAAACCGCCAUGUGGCACUUCUGCUGCGGAUGCCAGUGGUGAGAAUCUUGUUGCGGAUGCCAACCAAAAUGAGACGGACCCCGCCGUCACAAUCUCUGCAAAGCCGCGUGUCUACAAACUUCUCGCCUUUGAUCCUUCGACAAGAUCGCUCACUACUUCCCAAACAUCUUCUACGGUCUACAGUCCCGGUGAACACCCGAUCCCUCUUAGUGUCGCGCUCUCAAACCUGUCUCAACCAGCCAGGUUCAUCCCGCAACUCACCUCUCUCCAAAAAGAUGGUUACGAACCUGUCGCCUCGGCCGCAAACCUUCUGAUCUUGCGGCUUCGCGAUGACAAGUUGAAGGAGACUCACAAGCGUGCUCCUCGUCCUAACCCGGUUGACGGUACCACGAUUCCCCUUCCACCUACUCCUACAAUGUCCCCCACCGGCUACAUCAACCUGGACCCUGUGAUGGAGAAUCCGGCCGCCGCCAGAAAAUCCUCGUCGCGCCACAAGGAUGACAAGAAGGUGCGCAAGACUGAGCCGGUCUUUUCAGGUGAGCGCCGCAAGGAAGGCAUGAAGGGGCAGAGCGUCAGGACUGUCUUGACCACUUUUAUCUGGGCCACUGCUGCAUGUUACGUUGCCGGCGUUGCCGGUGAAGUAGCCAAGGGGUACUAG